CGUUUCUUCUUUCAGCCUGGCUCGCGCGGCUGCUGCUGGUUGUGAGGCUCGCGCUGCACGGUGUGUGAGAAUCCUGGGUCAUUUGAAGGUUAGCAGUCUCGGAUGGGUUCAUAGAAAGUUCACUCGCAUAUAUUAGGCAAUUCAAUCUUUCAUUCUCUGUGAGCAAACUAGUAUGAAAUGAGCUGCAUGGAGGCAGGAUAACCCAUCCGUCAUCCGAACGGGGAGAUAUGGUUUUAAAACGCGAUCUGUAAUAUUUAUAAGAACAUAUUUUCAGUACGGUGGGCUCGAGCGAGUAGCUUGUUAAGCGCACUGGACCGAGCUGUGCACGUUGGAACGUUACGGAGGUGACUGACUGGCUGACACACGUUGGAACGUUACGGAGGUGAUUGACUGGCUGACACACGUUGGAACGUUACGGAGGUGACUGACUGCCUGACACACGUUGGAACGUUACGGAGGUGAUUGACUGGCUGACACACGUUGGAACGUUACGGAGGUGACUGACUGCCUGACACACGUUGGAACGUUACGGAGGUGACUGACUGGCUGACACACGUUGGAACGUUACGGAGGUGACUGACUGGCCGAAACACGUUGGAACGUUACGGAGGUGACUGACUGGCCGACACACGUUGGAACGUUACGGAGGUGACUGACUGUUUGACACACGUUGGAACGUUACGGAGGUGACUGACUGUCUGACACCUUUUCGUCUCAACAACCGGACACCAGAGGAAAAUGGCAAAUCAUCAUUCGGGUCAAUUACAAGCUUUUAGCGGUGUUGUCUGUCAUAAUUCAUGACAUAGUCUGGGAAGAAGACCAAUAUUUUACGUGCCAUAAAGGGGCAGACUUUGAUGGAGUUGUGUGCACUUAUGUUCGCGAUUAUUAUCCACACCUAAAUUAUAUUUAAAGGGAUACAAUAACAGGCAGACUUUUGCGACUAAGGGAAAUCAUGUUUGAUUGCAUGGAUUUGCUAGCGGUGAGCCCGGGACAAAUGUUGGAUUUCUACACUUCGAGUCCCUCUUCGUGCAUGCUACAAGAGAAGGCACUGAAAGCGUGCUUCGGCGGGCUCGCUCAGAGAGACUGGCAACACCGCCGGAGCGCACAUUCCAUCGAGACCCAGAGCACCAGUUCUGAGGAGCUGGUCCCAAGUCCCCCGUCCCCCCUGGCCCCGCCCCGCGUCUACAAGCCCUGCUUCGUGUGCCAGGACAAGUCCUCGGGGUACCACUAUGGUGUCAGCGCCUGCGAGGGCUGCAAGGGUUUUUUCCGUAGAUCCAUCCAGAAGAACAUGGUGUACACGUGUCACCGGGACAAGAACUGCAUCAUCAACAAGGUGACCAGGAACCGCUGUCAGUACUGCCGGCUCCAGAAGUGCUUUGGCGUGGGCAUGUCCAAAGAGUCUGUCCGGAACGACCGCAAUAAGAAGAAGAAGGAGAGUCCCAAGCCAGAGCUGACCGAAAACUAUGAGCUGAGUGCAGAACAAGAGGCCAUCAUAGAGAAGAUACGCAAGGCUCAUCAGGAGACCUUCCCAUCGCUCUGCCAGCUGGGGAAAUACACCACGAAGUCGAGUGCGGAACAACGCGUGAGGCUGGACCUGGGGCUGUGGGAUAAGUUCAGUGAGCUGGCUACUAAGUGCAUUAUAAAGAUCGUGGAGUUUGCCAAACGAGUGCCUGGCUUCACAGGACUCACCAUAGCUGACCAGAUCACGCUGCUUAAAGCUGCCUGCCUUGACAUACUGAUUCUACGUAUCUGUACGAGGUACACUCCGGACCAGGACACCAUGACGUUCUCAGACGGUCUGACCCUGAACCGGACCCAGAUGCACAACGCAGGAUUCGGCCCGCUCACCGACCUGGUGUUCACCUUCGCCCACCAGCUGCUGCCCAUGGAGAUGGACGACACAGAGACAGGCCUGCUCAGCGCCAUCUGCCUCAUCUCUGGAGACCGGCAGGACCUGGAGGAGCCCUCUAAGGUAGACCAGCUCCAGGAGCCUCUACUGGAAGCUCUGAAGAUCUACGUGAGGAAGAGGAGGCCCAGCAAGCCACACAUGUUCCCCAAGACCCUGAUGAAGAUCACUGACCUCCGCAGCAUCAGCGCCAAAGGUGCGGAGCGGGUCAUCUCGCUGAAGAUGGAGAUCCCUGGGUCCAUGCCUCCUCUGAUCCAGGAGAUGCUGGAGAACUCAGAGGGCCAAGACGGCCAGAGCAGCACCGAGGGCGAGGACGGCAGCAGCCCCAAGAAGGGAAUCCCUAAGGGGGGUAAAUCCUGCCCUGUGUCCCCUGACCCUGACCCAGAUGCUUCAGACAGCGAAGGGCCCACAGCGGCCCCCAAGGAGGAGGAGGAAGAGGACCCCUAGGUCCCCGUUGGAACUCAGGGCCUCUCAGACUGACACUCUCUCUCUCGCUGACAUUCCUUUGCAAAAAAAAAAAAAAAAA
This is a messenger RNA of Oncorhynchus kisutch (coho salmon), 2432 nucleotides long. RefSeq names its product retinoic acid receptor beta. NCBI's taxonomy places the organism in Eukaryota, Metazoa, Chordata, Actinopteri, Salmoniformes, Salmonidae. Gene Ontology annotation, molecular function: nuclear receptor activity; zinc ion binding; nuclear glucocorticoid receptor binding. Gene Ontology annotation, biological process: regulation of transcription by RNA polymerase II; retinoic acid receptor signaling pathway; cellular response to corticotropin-releasing hormone stimulus. The record is from RefSeq and is a predicted model, not a curated record. Gene Ontology annotation, cellular component: transcription regulator complex; nucleus. The coding region runs from base 953 to 2353 and encodes 466 amino acids. The transcript has 8 exons.